AACUGGAUCCACCCAUAAUCUGUUCGACCACAGAAAAAGACAGUGCCUUACUGAAUGUUCUGUAUCAUUUUAUACACAAAUAUCUUGUCAAAUGAAACAUGAAAAACCGGUUCUAGUUCCAGUAAUGAUCCACACAAUUAUUAAAGGCAAGAUUGUGAGAGCUGCUGUUCAGCAUCAGUGUAUUGAGCUGUUUGCUCUGACUUCAGGUGCCGUUCGUCACAAUGAGGUUUCUGAUCUCACUGUGUGUGUCUCUACUGCUGCUGAUUAAUGGGCGACGCGGAGUAAACUGCGGCGCUAAUCAAGUCUCGCAAAUGCGCAUGUCGUGCAGCCGUGCAGAGAAGCCCAGUGGCCAAGGACCUGCAACUUCCAGCUCUGAUCCAUGCUAUGAUUAUAACACUCUUGAUGAAUCCUGGAGAGACAUACGGCAAAGCCAAUCCUCUGGAUAUGAUGACACUCUUGUUGAACGGAGUAGCUGGUAUCGGCUGUAUUUGAAUGGAGAAAGUGCCCAGAUGUCUGAGUGGUGUGUGAGUUAUGUGAGAUGUGGUGGUGAAACUAGCCUGUUUCUCAACGGUUCUCAUCCAACAAUUGAGGAUGGAGUGGUGACCCGUGAAGUCCUGGGAACAUAUUGGAACAGUGAUUGCGGCAGCUACAGAUCUACAUCCAUAGUGAAAGUUAAAGCCUGUCCAGGAGAUUAUUACGUCUAUGAAUUUGUCAAGCCCAACAUAUCAGCUCCAGGGCCUAUGUACUGUGCAGUUGCUUUCCAAAGCAUCAGCAGUGAUCCCUGUUACAACUAUGAGUCUCUGGAUCGUCCCUGGAGAGCCAACAAUGAAAGUGGAAAUAACAUUUGUGAUGAAUCUUUCUCCUGGAAUGGCUGGUAUCGGCUUUUCUACUACAGAAUGGACAUCCGGAUGUCAGAGACCUGUGUUAGUUCAUUCACCUGUAACACAUACAUCAAUCUGUGGCUCACUGAUCCUCACCCUCAAAUAGAGGAUGGGGUGGUGAUCAGGGAGGUCUGUGGUAGUUAUCAUUUGGGAGACUGCUGUGAAUACAAUUCAAACCCCAUCAGAGUCAAAGCUUGUCCUGGCAAUUACUAUGUCUAUGAACUUGUGAGUCCACCAUUUGGAUGUGUUGGAUAUUGUACAGAUAUCAGCACCAUUUCACAACCGGUUUCCACUGUGAGUCCAGAUAUAAUCACUGGAUCCAGUAUCACCUUGAAUUAUGACCCGUGCAAAAACUACAGCAUACUCGACAACUACUGGAGAAGCAUAAUCAUUUACUGGUAUACGAAUGGAUAUGUAAAUAGACAUGAUGACACUCUUGUAGAAUGGGAUGGCUGGUAUCGACUCUUCAUUAAUGGAUCAAGUGCUCAGAUGCCUGAAUGGUGUGUGUCUUACAUGUCAUGUGGAGGUUAUAGUUCUCUGUGGAUUGGUGACUCUCAUCCUCGACUAGAAGAUGGAGUUGUUACUCGUGAAAUUUACGGCUCCCGUAAUGAUCAGUGCAGUCGCUACAGAUCUGAUCCAAUCCAAGUUAAAGCUUGUCCUGGAAAUUAUUAUGUCUACAAGUUUACCAGGCCAACUCUAUCAAUCCCAGCUCCUGUAUAUUGUGCAGUACCUGUCUCCAUCCCAAGUGUCGACCCCUGCUACAACUAUACCAGUCUGGAUGAGCCUUGGAGAGCCACUGACCAUUAUAACUUGGGCAUGUGUGAUUCUAAUGUGGAGUGGAAUGGCUGGUACAGGCUGUUCUACAAUGGUCAAAAUGCUCAGAUGCCAGAAUCAUGUGUUAAUCAGUACACAUGUGGCACUAGUGACCCACUGUGGCUCAACGGAUCUCACCCACAGCUGAAAGAUGGAGUGGUCACUCGUCAGGUCUGUGUCUCCUCAUGGAAUGGCUGCUGUACUUAUGCUUCCCACGCUAUAAGAGUCAAAGCCUGUCCAGGAAAUUACUAUGUUUAUGAGUUUGUCAAACCAAUAUUUUGCGGAGCUUACUGUGUAGAAGCCUCAAGUCAGUCCAUCCCAUCAGCGUCUACAACAACAGAGACAAUCCCAUCCAUACAAUCCAUUACUCCACCAAUCAUAACCACUGGUAAAGUAUUGUCUUGACUCCCAUUACACAAGGGUGUAAAAAAAAUCAUAGCAAACCUUACUUAAUAGCAGGUAUGUACACAGAUAAAAGGUAAAAUAGUACUUCCGCUGCUGAUUUGGCUCAAAGAAAGCACCACAUUUACUUAAAGUGCCCCUUUUGUGUUAUUUUAAAGGUUUUUAAUUUAGUUGUGGUGUCUCUUACAAUAGGUUUUCAUGCAUCCAAGGAAAAAAAAAACACUUUAAUUUUCUCAUAAUUUAUAUUUCACAUCACCUGGUUUCUCAAAGAGUCUGAAAAUGGUUUAUUUAAUGAUUCAGUCUCUCUAAUCUCCUCCUUUCCGCAAGCCUGCUCUGCUGUGAGUGGUUAGACAGUCCAGUCUGUUGUGAUUGGUCUACCACUUGUAGUGCGUCAGAAACGAAAUGCCAUUUACCAUAUCUGAUUUUCAGCUCUGGAUCUUCCUCAGCACUUGAUGUCAGUAAUACGAAAAGAAACAAUGACGUUCCCCGUUACUGAAGCCUUUUUCAAUAGCGCAGUGUAACUGCUUCGUCAUUGGUUCAUUCAUAGACAAGUUGUUGAACCAAUGACAGCGCGGCAUAGCUGCGCGGCCUAUGGCGACAAAGCCUGCGAAUAUUCCCGCCGAAAUGGGCGGGGUAGCUAUAUAAGCAGGCGCUUCGCCAUAGGAUUUCAGUUCUCUCUCCUUCAGCGACGACUUCAUAUCGCUCUUCGCUGAUUUCCGGCUGAAGCCUUUGCCGCCUGGAAGAAGCUCGCCUGGGAGAAGUUCUCACCACUGUCGAAGAGGAUCCCGCUGCGGACUGAGCUGAGACCGCUGAACGAAGACAGCGCCGGCGCCCUCGCACACUGCUGCCUCGGGCGGCGCUCUCGAGCCGUCCGCUUCCCACUUCCGGCCACCUCUCAGCGCGUCUCCUGCCGCCAUCCGGCGCCGUUUAAAGAGCAUUUCCCGCGGCUUAACACCGCUUCCUAAAAGAGCUUUCCCAGUGGCUCUCGCCGCUCUAAAAGAGCUACAAUCGCCGUUUUCACAGCGGCGGCGUUGCCUCAAUGCCGCACCACAGCUGUGGCACAUGCAAAGCCCCUCGCUCCAUGGAUCUUCGCUCUCUUGCAGCUGUUCACCGCUCCGCCCUCGUGCCGCCUUCAGCAUCUGAGAGCAUUCAGCUCAUCCCCUGCCGUCUUCUGUCAGGUGAGAACAGAGCUUAUUUUUCUACUUUCUCGCUGCCAUUUGCUUCAAACGCCGUCUCUCCGAACGCGUCAUUUGCCAGGUCCUCCCCCGCAAACCGCGUUCGUUGAGGAUACGUGCUCUCACUUGGGAGCAUGAGAGCGAGCUCACUCUUAGCUGAAUUUGACAUGAUGACGAGACUCAUGAUACAUUUUCUAUCUGAGUGAGUGUAUUUCUCCUUAUCUCAAUGCGCGUCGCUCGCCGGUCCCUCACCCGCGAGCCGUGUUAGUUCAGAAAUAUGACAUGCCUUUCUUCCCUAGCUUGGGUGAGAAACAUGUUAUAUGCUUAAUUUAAUGGAGCAUAUUUCUGCUGUUUGCACUGAGUCUUUACGCGUUGCUCGCCGGUUCUGCCCGCGAGUCGCGUUUAUUGAGAAAUAUAACAUCACUCUCCCCUCUCUUGGGUGACACCCAUGUUAUAUACAUUCAGUUUAUAUAGCAGAUUUUUGCAGAAGUUAUCUGAAUCUCUCAGCUGAAUUUGACAUGAUGCUCUCCCCUGACUUAGGCGAGACUCAUGAUACAUUUUCUAUUUGUGUGAGUGUAUUUUUCCUUAUCUCAAUGCGCGUCGCUCGCCAGUUCCGCCCCGCAAGCCGCGUCGAUUGAGAAAUAUGACGUGACGUUCUCCCCCGACUCGGGCGAGAAACAUGUUUUUAUACUCUAUUAAUGGAGCUGAUUCUGUUGUUUGCGCUGAGUUUCUCUAUGCGUUGCUUGCCAGUUCCGCCCCGCAAGCAGCAUUCAUUGAGAAAUAUAACAUGUCGCUCUCCCCCUGUCUCGGGUGAGACAUAUGUUAUAUAUAUAUUUCAGUUGAUACAGUGUAUUGCUGCCGAGUUUGCUGAAUUUCUCGGCGCGUUGCUUGCCGGUUCUGCCCGGCAAACCGCGUUCUUUGAGAAAUAUAACAACACUCUCAGGUGAGACCUAUGUUAUAUAUAUAUUCAGUAUAUCAGUCAAUGUAGCAUAUUUAUUCCAGUCUCUCUGCGUGUCGUUUGCCGGCCCUGCCCCUGCAAGCCACGUUCAUGAGGAUGUAUGCGCUCACUGAAAGCGAGCUCAAUGCUCACUCAUGCUUGGUGGAACUAACAUGCUCAUUAUGCUGGACCUCUGUUCAUGUGACUUGCUGGCUCUGCCCUGCAAGCCAUGUUCAUUGAGGAAGAGCAGUCUCACUUCUGACACCGCUCGGCUGAAUAUAUCUUGAUGCUCUCCUCUGACUCAGGUGGGACUCAUGAUGUAUAUUUUUUCAAAAAGCAUAUAUCUGUUUGCUGAGUUUCUCAGUAUGUCAUUUGCCGAUUUCACCCCGCAAGCCACGUUCAUGAGGAUGCGUGAGCAUUUCUAAAAACUAGCCGGUGUGCGGGCCCCCUCCCAGCGGCCCGCCACCCGGCGCCAUUCAACCCCUUGUCACACGGCCAUCCCCGGAGUAUCAAGUGGGUUCAAGGGAUAAUAUCUCAAGGCUACUCGCUCCAGUUUGCUCGCAGACCCCUGCGUUUUGGCGGGGUGCUUCCCACUUCAGUAAACACGGACGACACUCACGUCCUCCAAGCCGAAGUGAUGUCUCUGUUAGAGAAGGGGCCUAUAGAAAUAGUCUCCCCCUCAGAGAGCGAUUACAGCCAUUACUUCCUCAUUGCCUAGAGUGAAGGCGGUCUCAGACUCAUCUUAGACCUCAGACUCCUGAACCUUUCCCUCAUGAGACGGAAGUUCAAGAUGUUAACGCUGAAGCAGAUCCUCGCACAGGUUUGCCCCGGGGACUGAUUCUGCUUGCUGGACCUGAAAGAUGAAUACUUUCACAUCCAGAUAGCCACCCAUCACAGGCGAUUCUUGAGAUUCACAUUCGAGGGUGUGGUUUACCAAUAUACAGUCCUUCCAUUCGGGCUGUCCCUAGCUCCUCGCACUUUUACCAAACGCAUGAACGCGGCGCUUUCCCCACAGUUGGGAAUCCGGUUUCUCAAUUAUCUCGGCUGAUGGCUUCCACCUUCCCGGCUCUGCAGCUCGGCCUUCUUCGGAUGCGGCCUCUGCAAUACUGGUUGAAGUUCCGGGUCCCUCCUCACGCCUGACGGCGUGGCUGCCUGUGUCUCGGGGUCAAUCAGGCCUGUUUGACAGCUCUGAAACCCUGGAUGAACCCUGUAUGGUUCAGUCAAGGUGUACCCCUACAGGCGGUGUCCAGAAGGAUGGUGCUCUCAACAGAUGCAUCCAACACAGGUUGGGGUGCUCUUUGCAAGGGCAGACCGGCCUUCGGCUCGUGGUCUCACGAAGAAAGCCAUCUGCACAUCAACUGCCUCGAUGUUGGCAGUGAUUCGAGCCCUUCACGCAUUUUAGGCACACCUGACGGGACGCCACGUCUUACGUCCAGUUGGACAGCAUGACAGUGGUGUCAUACAUAAAUCACCAGGGCGGUCUUUCGUCCAGCUGCUUAUGCACUCUGGCGAAGCGUCUUCUGGAAUGGGCAUUACCGAGGUUUCAGUCACUCAGAGUGACUCACAUACCCGGGAGAAAGAACUUGGGAGCAGAUAUGCUAUCUCGGAGCAAUGUCCCCUCAGACGAGUGGAUGCUCUACCCCCAGAUGGUUCUCACGAUCUGGGAGUUCUUCGGGAAGGCAGAGGUAGACCUCUUCGCCUCAGAAGACAACUCUCACUGCCCAAUUUAUUUCUCGAAGGAGGACGAUGCACUGGCUCACGUCUGGCCCAGCACCCUCCUUUACGCUUUUCCCCAGAUUGCUCUGAUCUCGCAGAUCAUCAGACGAAUCAGGGAAGACAAGCACAGAGUCCUCCUGGUGGCCCUGCUCUAGAGGAGCCAAGUUUGGUCCUCAGAGCUGUUCAGGCUUUCCACGAA
Messenger RNA from Megalobrama amblycephala (Wuchang bream), 6123 nucleotides. RefSeq lists its product as uncharacterized. Bases 222 to 2099 code for a protein of 625 amino acids. Gene Ontology annotation, biological process: neutrophil migration. NCBI's taxonomy places the organism in Eukaryota, Metazoa, Chordata, Actinopteri, Cypriniformes, Xenocyprididae. The transcript has 9 exons. Gene Ontology annotation, cellular component: apical plasma membrane; cell surface. The record is from RefSeq and is a predicted model, not a curated record.